Vombatus ursinus (common wombat) is the source of this 6018-nucleotide messenger RNA. RefSeq names its product SET binding factor 1 (gene SBF1). The record is from RefSeq and is a predicted model, not a curated record. The transcript has 42 exons. Lineage: Eukaryota; Metazoa; Chordata; Mammalia; Diprotodontia; Vombatidae. The coding region runs from base 1 to 6018 and encodes 2005 amino acids.
AUGGUCCCUGGGGUCAUGAAGAGGCGGACCCACCUGAACGGCACUGUGGUCAGGGGGCCUUGUGUGUGUCAGGGACUGUCAUCCUCUGUACCCCCCCCCUCCAUGGUUCUCUGCCUUUGUGGCGGCUCGUGCCCUUGGCACCGGGGCUCUGGGCCCCUCUUCGGGCACCUCCGUGGCCCCUCAGCCCGUCAGCCGUGGCCACAGUCAGGCCUGGCUCGUGGGAGUGGGGAAGGCCAUGGGCAGAUCCUCCAGCGUUUCCCGGAGAAGGAUUGGGAGGAUAACCCGUUUCCCCAAGGAAUUGAGCUGUUCUGCCAGCCGAGUGGGUGGCAGUUGUGCCCUGAGCGGAACCCGCCGACCUUCUUCAUUGCUGUUCUCACUGACAUCAACUCAGAGCGGCAUUACUGUGCCUGCCUGACCUUCUGGGAGCCUGUGGAGCCCUCCCAGGCCCCAGCAUGCAGUGGAGAGGAAGAGGAGGAGGCUGGAGAGAGGGCUUCACCUUCAGCCCUGGUGCCCCCAACCCAGCUGUUUGCCCCAAAGACCCUGGUGCUGGUGUCCCGGCUGGACCAUGCCGAGGUGUUCCGGAACAGCCUCGGUCUCAUCUAUACGAUCCACGUGGAGGGACUGAGCGUGUCCCUGGAGAACGUCAUCGGCAACCUGCUCACUUGCACCAUUCCCAUCACCGGGGGCUCCCAGAGGACCAUCUCCCUGGGCGCCGGUGACCGGCAGGUGAUCCAGACGCCCCUCACGGACUCACUGCCCGUCAGCUGCUGUAGCGUGGCCCUACUCUUCCGACAGCUGGGUAUCACCAACGUGCUGGCUUUGUUCUGUGCCGCUCUCACAGAGCACAAGAUUCUGUUCCUGUCACGGAGUUACCAGCGGCUCACUGAUGCGUGCCGGGGCCUGCUUGCCCUGCUUUUCCCCCUCAGAUACAGCUUUACCUACGUGCCCAUCCUGCCCGCGCAGCUCCUCGAAGUUCUCAGCACCCCCACACCGUUCAUCAUUGGCGUCAACUCCCUGUUCCAGGCAGAGACCCAGGAGCUGCUCGACGUGAUCAUCGCUGAUUUGGAUGGGGGGACGGUCACUGUCCCAGAAUGUGUGCACAUCCCCCCGCUCCCUGAGCCCCUGCACAGCCAGACUCACAGUGCCCUCUGCAUGGUCCUGGACCCUGAGCUGGAGCGCGCUGACCUGGCCUUUCCUCCCCCGGCCACCUCCACCUCUUCCUUGAAGAUGCAGGACAAGGAGCUCCGGGCUGUGUUCCUGCGUCUCUUUGCUCAGCUGCUCCAAGGCUAUCGCUGGUGCCUGCACAUAGUGCGCAUUCAUCCUGAGCCCGUGAUCCGCUUCCACAAGGCCGCGUUCCUGGGCCAGCGGGGCCUGGUGGAGGAUGACUUCUUGCUGAAGGUGCUGGAGGGCAUGGCCUUCGCGGGCUUCGUGUCGGAACGGGGCGUCCCCUAUCGGACCACGGACCUGUUCGAUGAGCUGGUGGCCAACGAGGUGAAGCGGAUGCGGGCCGACGAGAACCAGCCACACCGCGUCCUGCGCCACGUGAAGGAGCUCGCGGAGCAGCUGUACAAGAAUGAGAACCCGUACCCCGCCGUGACGAUGCACAAAGUACAGAGGCCUGGGGAGGGCAGCCACCUGCGGCGGGUGCCGCCACGCCCCUUCCCGCGCCUGGAUGAGAGCACCGUGCAGUGGAUUAUCGACCAGGCCACCGCCAAGCUGCAGGGCGCGCCCCCCGCCGUGCGGGCCGAGAAGAAGGCCACUGUGCCCUCGGGACCCCCCAUGGCUGCCAUCGUUGAGCGCAAUGGUGCCGUCCACGCCAACAGCGCCCGGCGGCUCGAGGUCGUCCGAAACUGCAUCUCUUACGUCUUUGAGGGGAAAAUGCUGGAGGCCAAGAAGCUGCUUCCCGCCGUGCUGCGGGCUCUGAAGGGCCGGGCCGCCCGCCGCUGCCUCACGCGGGAGCUCCAUCUGCACGUCCAGCAGAACCGCGCCGUCCUGGACCACCAGCAGUUUGACUUUGUGGUGCGCAUGAUGAACUGCUGCCUGCAGGAUUGCACGGCCAUGGACGAGCACGGCAUCGCCGCAGCCCUGCUGCCCCUGGUCACCGCCUUCUGUAGGAAACUGAGCCCUGGGGUGACACAGUUUGCGUAUAGCUGCGUCCAGGAACACAUGGUGUGGAGCACCCCCCAGUUCUGGGAGGCCAUGUUCUAUGGGGACGUGCAGACGCACAUCCGUGCCCUCUACUUGGAGCCCACGGAGGAGGAGGAUGGCCCUUCAGCUAAGGGGGAGGUGGGCCCCACCGAGGUCGGCGCCCCAGGGGAGGAGGACGAGGAGGAGGAGAGGUCAGCUCUGGACGUGGCCUCGGAGCAGCGGCGCUUGUGGCCCACGCUGGGCCGGGACAAGCAGCAGGAGCUGGUGCAGAAGGAGGAGAGCACCGUGUUCAGCCAGGCCAUCCACUACGCCAACCGCAUGAGCUACCUCCUGCUGCCCCUGGACAGCAGCAAGAGCCGUCUGCUGCGCGAGCGGGCUGGCCUGGGUGACCUGGAGAGCAUGAGCAACAGCGUGGUCACCAACAGCAUGGCGGGCAGCGUGGCCGAGAGUUACGACACAGAGAGCGGCUUCGAGGACGCCGAGACGUCGGAUGUGGCCGGGGCCGUGGUGCGCUUCAUCAACCGCUUUGUGGACAAGGUGUGCACCGAGAGCGGCGUCACCAGUGAGCACCUGAAGGGGCUGCACGUCAUGGUGCCAGACAUCGUCCAGAUGCACAUCGAGACCUUGGAGGCCGUGCACCGUGAGAGCAAGAGGCUGCCUCCUAUCCAGAAGCCCAAGCUGCUGCGGCCCAGCCUGCUCCCGGGAGAGGAGUGCGUACUGGACGGCCUCCGGGUCUACCUUCUGCCCGACGGCCGGGAGGAGGGCUCCGGGGGCAGCGUCGGGGGGCCGGCCCUCCUGCCCGCCGAGGGGGCCGUCUUUCUCACCACCUACCGGGUCAUCUUCACCGGGAUGCCCACGGAUCCCCUGGUGGGGGAACAGGUUGUCGUCCGGUCCUUCCCAGUGGCCUCCCUCACCAAGGAGAAGCGAAUCAGCGUCCAGGCGCACGUGGACCAGUUCCUGCAGGACGGGCUGCAGCUUCGCUCGUGUACAUUCCAGCUACUGAAGAUGGCGUUUGACGAGGAGGUGGGCUCUGAGAGCGCCGAAGUCUUCCGGAAACACCUGCACAAACUACGCUACCCGCCAGACGUCAAGGGGACGUUUGCCUUCACUGCCGGCUCCAUUCAUACGACCGGCCGGCAGCCCCGCACGGCCAAGGAGAAGAGCCCCUCCCUGAGGACCCUGUCACGGAACCUAGUGAAGAAUGCCAAAAGGACAAUUAGUCGCCAGUAUGUUACUCGGAAAAAGUACAAUCCGCCCAGCUGGGAGCAGCGGGGUCAGCCUGUGCCCCCUGAGGACCAGGAGGAUGAGAUCUCAGUGUCCGAGGAGCUGGAGCCCAGCACGCUGACACCCGCCUCAGCGCUGAAGCCCUCCGAUAGGCUGACCAUGAACAGCCUCGUGGAACGGGCCUGCUGCCGAGACUACCAGCGCCUGGGCCUGGGCACCCUGAGCAGCAGCCUGAGCCGUGCCAAGUCUGAGCCCUUCCGGGUCACGCCCGUCAACCGGAUGUAUGCCAUCUGCCGCAGCUACCCGGGGCUGCUGAUCGUACCCCAGAGCGUCCAGGACAACACCCUGCAGCGCAUCUCUCGCUGUUACCGUCAGAACCGCUUCCCCGUCGUGUGCUGGCGGAGCAGCCGUUCGAAGGCGGUCCUGCUGCGGUCCGGGGGGCUCCACGGCAAAGGAGUGGUGGGCCUCUUCAAGGCUCAGAACGCACCCUCCCCAGGUCAGUCCCAGGCUGACUCCAGCAGCCUGGAACAGGAGAAGUACCUCCAGGCAGUGGUGAGCUCCAUGCCCCGCCAUGCUGACGCUGCUUCCGGGCGCAACACCCUCAGCGGCUUCUCGUCUAUGCACAUGGCGAGUCACGCACCCAGUCCCAGAGCCAGGGUCACCACUCUGUCCAAUCCCACGACAGCAUCAGUCACCAGACGGACCGCUCCCCGAGGAAAGUGGGGCAGCAUUCGGGCCGGCGGCCGCAGCAGCGGAUCCAGCCUGGGUGUGGAUGUGGGCUCCAGGUUAGCGGGCAAGGACCUGCUGGGACCCCCCCAACCCAACGGGGCACCCUCAGAACCAGGCUUCCUGCGUCCCCAGCGUGCGGCCCUCUACAUCAUUGGUGACAAGGCCCAGCUCAAGGGCGUGAGGCCAGACCCCCUCCAACAGUGGGAACUGGUGCCCAUCGAGGUGUUUGAAGUGAGGCAGGUCAAAGCGAGCUUCAAGAAGCUUCUGAAGGCAUGUGUCCCCGGCUGCCCCGCAGGGGAGCAGAGCCCGACCUACCUGCGUUCACUGGAGGAGUCCGAGUGGCUGAGCCAGAUUCACAAGCUGCUGCAGGUGUCCGUGCUGGUGGUCGAGCUGCUGGACUCGGGGUCCUCUGUCCUUGUGAGCCUGGAAGAUGGGUGGGACAUUACCACACAGGUGGUGUCCUUAGUGCAGCUGCUCUCAGACCCCUACUACCGCACCCUGGAGGGCUUCCGGCUGCUGGUGGAGAAGGAGUGGCUCUCCUUUGGCCAUCGCUUCACACACCGGGGGGCCCACACGCUGGCGGCGCAGAGCAGCGGCUUCGCCCCCAUCUUCCUGCAGUUCUUGGACUGCGUGCACCAGGUGCACUCACAGUUCCCCAUGGAGUUUGAGUUCAGCCAGUACUACCUCAAGUUCCUCAGCUAUCACCACGUGUCCCACCGCUUCCGCACCUUCCUCUUGGACUCAGACUAUGAGCGCAUCGAGCUGGGCCUGCUGUAUGAGGAGAAGGGUGAGCGGAAGAGCCAGGCGUGCAAAUCCGUGUGGGAGUAUGUAGAGAGGCUGAGCAAGAAGACGCCCGUGUUCUAUAACUACAUGUAUGCCCCUGAAGACACGGAGGUGCUGCGUCCCUACAGCAACGUGUCCAACCUGAAGGUGUGGGAUUUCUAUACGCGGGAGACGCUGGCUGAGGGCCCCCCGUAUGACUGGGAGCUGGCCCAGGGGCCCCCCGAGGCCCUGGAGGAGGAGCGGCCUGAUGGCGGUGCCCCCCAGAGUCGGCGGCGGGUCAUCUGGCCGUGCUACGACAGCCGCCUGCGGGCCCAGCCUGACGCCAUCUCACGCCUGCUAGAGGAGCUGCAGCGACUGGAGGCAGAGCUGGGCCGGCCUUCGGAGCGCUGGAAGGACACGUGGGACCGAGUGAAGGCUGCCCAGCGCAGUGAGGCCCGACAGGAUGGGCGGAGCACACCCAGCUCCCUGCUGAUGUCCAGCGUGUCCCAUCACCGGCGCUCGCUCGGGGUUUACUUGCAGGAGGGGCCCGUGGGCUCCACACUUAGCCUCAGCCUCGACAGUGACCAGAGCAGCAGCUCCACGCCCUCCAGUGGCCGGCAGGCCGCCCGCCGAAGUACCAGCACGUUGUACAGCCAGUUUCAGACUGCCGAGAGUGAGAACAGGUCCUACGAGGGCACCCUCUACAAGAAGGGCGCCUUCAUGAAGCCUUGGAAGGCCCGAUGGUUCGUGUUGGACAAGACGAAGCACCAGCUGCGCUACUAUGAUCACCGGGUGGACACCGAGUGCAAAGGGGUCAUCGACCUGGCCGAAGUGGAGUCCGUCACUCCUGGAACCCCCACCAUGGGCGCCCCCAAGACCGUGGAUGAGAAGGCCUUCUUCGAUGUAUGGCCCUGUGGGUGGAUCGGCUCCAGAGCUGCCUGUCGGACGCCUGAGCCCGCCGGGGACCCUAGAGCUCCUGGCCUGCUAGGGUUGGACGCCAGCUUCCAGUCGCUACAAACCACUAUGGGGGUCCAGGGGGGCAGGGCCAUCCAGUCUGCCCUUUGUUUACAGGCCCAGCCCUCCCGGGGCAUCCGACAGUAUUGGGGUUCUGCACCAGUGUGGGGGCCCCCGCCCACCCCCAGCCUCAGCACUUGA